AUCACAUAGCGGAAUAUCCGUCUGUCCCUAGAGACGGAUAUCGCAAUUUGCCCCCUGAUCAAGACCGACGAAACUAUGAGCUCCUUGAACGCAGCCGAGCUCUUCAAUGUCAAAGACAAGGUGGUGAUCGUGACGGGAGGCGGCCGCGGCAUCGGCAAAAUGAUCGCGGAUGGAUUCGUGCAGAACGGUGCAAAAGUGUACAUUGCGUCACGCAAACUCGAGGCGUGCCAAGCCGCUGCGAAGGAGCUCAACGCCAAGGGCCCCGGCAUUUGCAUCGCUUUGAAAGUGGAUCUGACGAGCGAAGACGAGUGCAAGGCGUUCGCGGCCGAAAUAAUCAAGAGGGAGUCACGACUCGACGUGCUCGUCAAUAACUCGGGUGAUGGAUCCGUCACUCCCGUUGAAAACACCCCAGCAUCCGUUUGGGGAGAAACUUUCGCUCUGAAUGUGACGUCGGCGUAUCUGCUAACGCGGUUCUUACUUCCUCUUCUCGACGCGGCUGCUACGUCAUCCGACGCUGCACGUGUCAUCAAUGUUGGAUCAGUGGGAGGACUCAUGCCGCAAAAGCUCAACACGAUGGUGUACGAUUCGUCCAAGGCGGCGCUGCAUCAUCUGACCCGCAUUCUGGCCGCUAAGCUCGCUCGUCGUCCAAAUGGCGGACAUAUUCUUGUCAACGCCAUUACGCCGGGAUAUGUCCCGUCGAGGCUGACUGAGGGCGUCGCGUACGUGACAGGGAAGCGUUUCGAAGAUAUUGGCCAAGAAAUCCCAGUCGGACGAAUGGGCGAGGCCCCGGACAUGGCAGGUCUGGCCAUUUUCUUGGCCUCCAAGGCGUCAGGAUGGAUCUCUGGCCAAGUUAUCACGACCGAUGGCGGCAUGGUUGGCGCUGCAGAGACCGGGGUGGGUCCAUCCAAGCUAUAGAUUGUCAUAUGGCAUUUUACCACGAUAAUGUGUCAAAACUCGGAUAAAACAGAAAUUGAUAUAAAACAGCGGUUUUAUGGGCACCACACUAAUCUAGUGUUGUCAACCCUAAAUUGAAGCUGAUUGUUUACAUGACG
Molecule: messenger RNA, 1052 nt
Organism: Phytophthora nicotianae INRA-310
Lineage: Eukaryota; Oomycota; Peronosporomycetes; Peronosporales; Peronosporaceae
Exons: 3
Coding region: 76-915 (279 amino acids)
Source: RefSeq, a predicted model, not a curated record